AUGCGUUUCUCUCUUGUCCUUGUCGCCGCUCUUGCGGGUCUCAACACUGCGCUUCCCCAGAGGGGCAAUGGAAAUGGGAAGUCCCGUAUAGGACGACCUGCUGGCCAAAACAACCAGAACAAUCAAGACAACAUUGUUCCAGUUGCUCAACAAGGCAACGGUGCUGCCGCAGGGGCUCAAACCCAAGCUCAAGCCCAAGCCCCCGCUGCCACUGCUGCUCCCAAUGGGAAGGGCAAUGGGAAGGGCAACGGUGCUCAAGCUGGAGCCGCGACGAGCGCAGCGAACAACCAAGCUCCUCAGAACACUGCAGCAGCAGCAGCAGGAAAUGCAAACAACGGAAACGCCAACGGCAAUGGAGCCCAAGCCGGAGCCAACAAUGGCAAUGGCAACGGCAACGCAAACAACGGCAAUGGAGCUCAAGCUGGAGCCAACAACGGCAACGCCAACGGCAACGCAAACAAUGGCAACGGACAGGCUGGUCAAAAUGGCGCUUUUGACGCCUCACUUGUCCCCGAGUUCGGUAUCGAAGCUGGCCAACAGCCCGAUGGCGCUGGCAACUGUAUCGGAAACAACAACGUCAAGAUCCCGUGCAGCUGCCCACCUGAUCGCCAGGAAUUCAUCCAAAAGGUUCAAGCCGCUGCCGCUGCCGGAAACUCGGAGGGUGUACCAGUGGAGUUCCCCACGGACAACUCGAGCGCGAGCGAGAAGGCGAGAAUCGGAACAAGCAUUAUCGUCUUGCAGAACCUCAACGGAUUGGGUCAGGGCUGCCCUGCAGCUGCUACCAACUUCCUCGCGCAACAAGCUGCUGCUUAG
This is a messenger RNA of Periconia digitata, 813 nucleotides long. The record is from the annotation of a GenBank genome assembly. NCBI's taxonomy places the organism in Eukaryota, Fungi, Ascomycota, Dothideomycetes, Pleosporales, Periconiaceae.